AUGGCUUUUAGUGAAUUUGAAGGUAUCAAGUUCAUUGAGACACCUGCUGCUCCGCAGCAGGAAGCGUCCAAUAGCAAGUACGGGGUCAAAACGACAGACUCACCUGCUAUCAAGAAUGCUCCCCUCCCAGCAGACGGUCCUUCGUCGAAACACUUCUCAAAUGGAAUUGUCUUGGCGCUUAUCUUAGGAAUUCCAUUUUAUGUUACUAGAAAACUAGGAGGCGGUCUGAAGACAUUUGUCUUUUUUUUCAUCCUUCUCGUCCUUCCGAUCCUCAUGGCCUACUGGACCCUAGCUUCAACGUACUCUCCCCGUCUUAAUGAGAAAUGCAAGCUUCCAGGCAAGCCAAUUGAGCACUACCUGACCUUCCACGAUGAAAAGUUGGCUCAAAGGUAUCAUGGCAGAAAGAUACCCAUGGAAACUUUCCACGAACUCUACUUUGCCGACAAGGUCUCCUUCAACGGUGAUGCCCUCGAAAUCUUGGAAUACAGACACGACUGGGCUCAGUUUUCCUUCACUUUGUCGCUUUUCAGAUUCUUUCUGCUGGGCAUGAUUCCCGAAGUCAUCAUGCACACCAGAUCUCAAGAUGAGGAACAGGUCAGAGAUCACUACGAUCGUGGCGAUGAUUUCUAUGCGUGGUUUUUGGGGCCAAGAAUGGUUUACACCAGCGGCGUUAUUUCCGAUAUCACCAAAGAAGAAUCCCUCGAGACUCUUCAGGAUAACAAGUUGAAAGUUGUGUGCGACAAGAUUGAUCUCCAAGCUGGAGAACAUCUGCUUGAUCUUGGCUGUGGAUGGGGUACGUUGGCGACAUAUGCUUCCAAAAUCUAUGGUGCCAAGGUUACCGGAAUCACGCUGGGAAGGAACCAAACAAAGUGGGGUAACGAGAAACUCAAACUGCAAGGCAUCCCUGAAGGUCAAUCUAAAAUCUUGUGCCUCGACUACAGAGACACCCCGAUGGCUACCCCAGACGGCAAAAAAUAUGACAAGAUUACCUGCUUAGAAAUGGCAGAGCACGUUGGAAUCAGAAAAUUCGGAUCUUUCUUGGGCCAAGUUUAUGACAUGUUGGACGACGAUGGUUUAUUUUAUCUUCAAUACGCUGGCUUGAGGAAGUCCUGGCAAUACGAGGACUUGAUUUGGGGUCUUUUCAUGAACAAGUACAUUUUCCCAGGAGCUGAUGCUUCCACUCCGCUAGAUUUUGUUGUUUCUAAAUUGGAAGCAACAGGGUUCGAGGUAGUUUCCAUUGACAAUAUUGGUGUGCACUACUCUGCUACCCUUUGGAGAUGGUACAGGAACUGGAUGGGCAACAAGGACGCAAUUCUCAACAAAUACGGCAACAGAUGGUUUCGAAUUUGGGAAUACUUCCUAGCUACUUCCACCAUUAUCUCUAGACAAGGAUCCGCAACAUGCUUUCAAAUCGUCUUGAGAAAGAACCUCAACUCGUAUCGCCGUAUUGAAUACGUACCAAAGCAGAAAGGGCUCAUCGCUCCCAUCAAGGAAGGCUACCAGAACUGGUUCAAAUAA
Messenger RNA from Lachancea mirantina, 1518 nucleotides. The record is from the annotation of a GenBank genome assembly. NCBI's taxonomy places the organism in Eukaryota, Fungi, Ascomycota, Saccharomycetes, Saccharomycetales, Saccharomycetaceae.